UGGGGCGUGGUUACAGAUGACAGUUGUUAUAAACAGUGUAUGUAAUAGUUUUACUUGCUAAUGUUCACUCGUUUGACAGCUAGGAAUUUAGUUUAGAGAACCUCGAUAAUCACUGACAGACAUAUUCAAAGAUGGCACAUUUGGACCUAGCCAAAAUAAGUUCGAAUGUAUUGAAAAACGCUGCAUCUGGGGAGAACGUGGAACUGGGGACGUUGUGGCGGGAGCAGACCGUGGUGCUUUUCUUUCUGCGGCGGUUUGGCUGUCAGAUCUGCAGGUGGACUGCCUCAGAGGUCAGCAAGCUGGAGCCUAACCUUAAGGCUAGCGGAGUAGCUCUCGUCGGUGUGGGGCCUGAGCUGCUUGGGGUAGAUGAGUUCAAGGCGGGAGGCUUCUUCAAGGGAGAUGUCUACGUUGAUGAGAAGAAAAAAAGCUACAAGGACCUUGGUUUUAAAAGGUACAAUGCUUUAAGUGUGGUUCCUGCUGCCAUGGGGAAGAAAGUGCGAGAUGUCUCAUCAAAGGCAAGUGCUGGCGGAAUCCAGGGGAACUUCACAGGGGAUCUCCUGCAGAGUGGUGGCAUGCUUAUUGUGGCAAAAGGUGGUGAGAAGGUGCUUCUGCACUUCAUCCAGGACACGCCGGGAGAUCAUAUCCCCCUGGAAGACAUAGCCAAAGCCCUGGGCAUCUCAGCCAGUGUGGAAGCUGGACAGAGGCCGCAGUGCAAUGAUGAUGUUUCCACAAUGUAGAGACUUGAACCUUGAACCCUGACCUUGAGAGAUGGGGACCACCAGCAGCUCACUGGAUUAUUGGGACUCAUCUACUGUUUGCAUUUUUUUCUAAACAAUGUGUGAUUCUGACAUCAAUAACUACCUCCAAGGAUCAAAGAGGCAGGAGUAAAUGUUCAUCAGUACACAUUUGCAUGUAUGAACCAAAGAAGGAUAUUUUUAUAAAUAACUACUUGCUCAUUUGAUGAAUUACAAAGUCCUAACUGAAUUACAUUUUGUCUGUAUUAUUCUUUGUGCAAUUGAUUAAAUUAAGUUCUACGCGUUGGACUGCACAUUUAUCACAA
This is a messenger RNA of Clupea harengus (Atlantic herring), 1060 nucleotides long. RefSeq names its product peroxiredoxin like 2B (gene prxl2b). Gene Ontology annotation, molecular function: prostaglandin F synthase activity. Lineage: Eukaryota; Metazoa; Chordata; Actinopteri; Clupeiformes; Clupeidae. The record is from RefSeq and is a predicted model, not a curated record. Gene Ontology annotation, biological process: prostaglandin biosynthetic process.